GAGCGUGUAUUCAUACUAUCGACACGUCUCAGUUCUGUCAGCAUAUGUAAAAGUCUUUACCGGCACGCAUUGGCUGCAGCAGAAAAGUGGAAGGAAUUUUUAGCUUUUGCAAGAGAAAAGAGAAAAACAUUGUCAUGUCUUUUGAGACAAAAGACAAGACUGAAGUGCGUCUGGUGUUUCUAGGAGCAGGGGGAGUGGGGAAGACAGCCCUCAUCCAGCGGUUCCUCAAAGACACCUUUGAGCCGAAGCACCGACGCACAGUGGAGGAGCUCCACAGGAAGGAGUACGAAAUGGGAGGAAUUAAAGUCAUCAUCAGCAUUAUGGACACCAGUGGGAGCUACUCCUUCCCUGCCAUGCGCAAACUCUCCAUCCAAAACAGCGAUGCCUUUGCUCUGGUUUACGCUGUGGACGAUCCAGACUCCCUGGAGGCGGUCAAGAGACUGCGAGAGGAGAUCCUGGAAGUCAAGGAGAGCAAGCACACACCAAUUGUGGUGAUCGGCAACAAGAUAGACCGACUCAAAGAGCGGAGGGUGUCCAGCGAGGACGUACUGUCCACGGUGGAAGUGGACUGGAACCACAUCUUCCUGGAGUCCUCGGCCAAGGAUAACGUCAACGUGAUGGAGGCCUUCAUGGAGCUGCUGCAGCGGGCCAACCUGCCCACGCAGCUGAGUCCGGUGCUCUGCAAGAGACGACUGACGUUCCCCAAAGAAAACAACAAGCGUGCCCCCAUGAACAAAGCCAACAGCUGCCUCCUUUCGUAGAGAUGGACGGAGGCAGAGAAAACUGUGCAAACGAGACCAGAGGAUUGAUGCGGAUGAUAGAAAAACAAACCAAGAGACAAUGUUUGACAAGAUAAUCAAAUGUUCCCUUCUGCUCCCAGCUCCAAUAUACUCCUCCUAAAACAAACAUGAACAGAUGAAAACAAAGAUAAACGUAAAGACGGCAUGGAUGUUGUUGAACUUGACCGUACCUACUGCGAAAAAAGAAAAAAAAAUUCUUUAGAUAUUGUGUUUAGUUUGUACUCAAAACUAUGGAUGUUUCAGCCAGUAACUGUAAUCAUCUGGUGGGGAAAGAAAAUAUGUAUCUGUUGAGCAAUCAGUCAAAAGCAAUAGUGUUUUUAUCUCUAAAUGUGUUUUUUUUUCUGUGCAGCUUAUGUCAACAUAUGAAGAAAAUAUACCGUGCACUUUAUAUUUUUAAGAAGUCUUAGUGUUGGAAAUACUGGUUUACUGAACCUUUUUGUUUGCAAAUCCUUACAGAACUAAAAUAAAGUGCAUUUCUAUUUUGCUGGGGGGGAAAAAAAGAGUUCUGCUCAAUUAUAUUUUUUGCAUACUUUCAGUGUUUUGUCUUAACCAGGAAAACCAAAAAAUAGCUGUUACGUUGUCUGAGGUUCUAUGUUGUGCUUGUAUUGUACAUUCCUUAUUGUGUAUAAUGCAAACUUGUUGUGAAAAGAAAAAUAAAGUGUUCAUCUUA
This is a messenger RNA of Xiphophorus couchianus (Monterrey platyfish), 1470 nucleotides long. Its product is annotated as ras-related protein Rap-1b-like. The transcript has a single exon. Gene Ontology annotation, molecular function: GTP binding; GTPase activity. The record is from RefSeq and is a predicted model, not a curated record. NCBI's taxonomy places the organism in Eukaryota, Metazoa, Chordata, Actinopteri, Cyprinodontiformes, Poeciliidae. Bases 135 to 761 code for a protein of 208 amino acids.